ACCGAGUACCGACACAAGUCACAACUCACAACGACCACAACACUAUUUCGUUAAAAAUUGCAUUACAUGGCAGAGGUGCAAUAAUUUAAAGCGAUUUUAGAAAGGCUAAAUUGUAUGAAAUAAAUAAGAUUCGCUUAUUUAUAUUAUGAAAAAGAAAUCUUGAUUUCAAAACAAGUAUAUUCAAUCGUAGCUAGUCAUGUUAAAGGAUAAAGGGCAAAUUACUUUUGAGGACAAAUGGCCGACUAUGCGUCCUAUAGUGUUAAAGUUACUGAAACAAGAACCGGUAACUCAAAUAGAAUGGCAAGAUCUGUUCGGCGCUGUGCAUUCGGUCUGCCUCUGGGAUGAAAGAGGGCCCUACAAGCUGAGAGAUGCUCUCCAACAGGACAUAAUGAUGUACAUUAAACAGGCGCAGGCUCGCGUGCUAGCACAGCGCGAGGACCAAGCCCUACUCAAGGCUUACAUAGCUGAGUGGGGUAAAUUUUUUACACAGUGUAACUAUUUACCCACUCCUUUUCGACAGCUGGAAAGCUCAAUUAAUAAUCUAAGCAAAGUUAGCAGUUCCAAUUCAUCAAAUUCACAAAAGAAGAAUAAUAAUAAUAACAUAGAAGACAGCCUAGUGCGUAAAUUGAUGCUGGAUUCUUGGAACCAAAGUAUUUUCAUGGAUAUCAAACAGAGACUGCAGGAUUCUGCAAUGAAAUUGGUACAAGCUGAACGUAACGGAGAAUCAUUUGAUUCUCAGCUAGUUAUUGGUGUGAGGGAAUCCUAUGUUAAUUUAAGCUCAAACUCUGUAGAUAAAUUGCAAAUAUACAAAGAGAACUUUGAAGCGGCGUACAUGCAAGCUACAGAAGAGUUCUAUAAACUAAAAGCUAAUGAGCACUUGUUAGAAAAUGGUGUACAGUCGUAUAUGAAAUAUGCCGAUCAACGUCUCAAGGAGGAGGAGGCUCGAGCUCAUAGAUAUCUCGAACCGGGGAGUGGCAGCGUAGCCGUACUUGCCCAGUGCUGCGAGAAGGUUCUUAUUGGAGAACAUCUUCCGACUUUGCUGGCUGAAAGUGCAUCACUUAUAAAGAUUGGCGAUACAGAGAAGCUCCAAUUGAUGUUCCGUCUUCUAGACAGAGUUCCCGAUGGUGUUAUACCCAUUUUGAGGGACUUGGAAGCACACAUAGUAUCGGCCGGCUUAGCUGAUAUGGUGGCAUCUGCUGAUAUCAUUACAACUGAUUCUGAAAAAUAUGUUGAACGCUUACUAGACCUGUUCAACCGUUUCAGUAAACUAGUCAAGGAGGCUUACUUGGAUGACCCGAGGUUUUUGACUGCCAGAGACAAAGCUUACAAGUGUGUAGUUAAUGAUACUACAGUAUUUAAACUGGAAUUGCCAUCCUCGGCUCUCUUAAGAGGCAGCAAAGGAACGGCGCCAGAAAGUAAAUGUCCAGAAUUGCUAGCUAAUUACUGUGAUAUGCUGCUGAGAAAAACACCAUUGAGCAAACGUCUAACUAGUGAUCAAAUCGAAUCUCGUCUUAGGGAUGUUUUAUUAGUUCUAAAAUAUAUUGAAAACAAGGAUGUUUUUAUGCGGUAUCAUAAGGCGCAUUUAACUAGGAGGUUAAUAUUAGACUCCAGUGCAGAUUCAGAAAAAGAGGAGGAUAUGGUUGAAUGGUUGAGAGAGGUCGGCAUGCCCGCUGAUUAUGUAAAUAAACUGGCUCGUAUGUUCCAAGACAUUAAGGUUAGUGAAGAUCUCAAUACGCAAUUCAGAAAUGACACUACAAGACAUGAUGCAAUAAAUAUAAAGAUUCUGAAUGCGGGAGCUUGGGCACGAGGCUCAGAAAGAGUGACAGUCAGUCUUCCCCUAGAAUUAGAAGACUAUAUACCUGAAGUUGAAGAAUUCUAUAAAAAGAAACAUUCAGGCAGAAAACUGCAGUGGUAUCAUCAUAUGAGUAAUGGCACAAUUACUUUUGCUAACUCUGUGGGACGUUUUGACUUAGAUGUCACCACAUUCCAAAUGGCUGUCCUAUUUGCUUGGAACCAGAGACCCACCGAUAAAGUUACUUAUGAGAACUUAAGGCUUGCUACGGAGUUACCUGAUCCCGAGUUAAGGAGAACUUUAUGGUCUCUGGUUUCAUUUCCUAAGCUCAAAAGACAGUUGUUAUGUUAUGAGCCACCUGUGCAAAAUCCUAAGGAUUUUUCAGAAAAUACAACUUUUUGGGUGAACCAGGAAUUUGCCCUUGUCAAAAAUAGUAAGCCCCAAAGAAGGGGUAAAAUUAACCUCAUUGGUAGAUUACAAUUGAGUACAGAACGAUCUCAACUUGAAGAUAAUCAUUCUAUCGUGCAAUUGAGAAUACUAAGAACACAAGAAGCAAUAAUUAAGAUUUUGAAAAUGAGAAAACGAAUUACAAAUACAGCAUUGCAGAGUGAACUUGUGGAGAUAUUGAAGAACAUGUUUUUGCCAUCAAAGAAAAUGAUCAAAGAACAGCUGGAGUGGCUGAUCGAGCAUAAAUACAUGCGGCGGGACGAUGAAGAUAUCAAUACUUUUAUAUACAUGGCCUAAUACAUUAAUGCACCUGAGAGAAUAAAUAAAUUAUUUAAUCAC
Aricia agestis (brown argus) is the source of this 2578-nucleotide messenger RNA. It is a transcript of the gene Cul5, whose product is annotated as cullin-5. The transcript is spliced from 4 exons. The record is from RefSeq and is a predicted model, not a curated record. Bases 197 to 2536 code for a protein of 779 amino acids. NCBI's taxonomy places the organism in Eukaryota, Metazoa, Arthropoda, Insecta, Lepidoptera, Lycaenidae. Gene Ontology annotation, biological process: protein ubiquitination; SCF-dependent proteasomal ubiquitin-dependent protein catabolic process. Gene Ontology annotation, cellular component: Cul5-RING ubiquitin ligase complex; SCF ubiquitin ligase complex. Gene Ontology annotation, molecular function: ubiquitin protein ligase binding.